AUGACACAACCCCCCCAACGCGCCCCAGCCAAACACACCGUCCCCAAGAUCUCCGCCCCCAAACCACCCGCAGCCCCAUCUGCCAAGCAACCCGCAAAGCCCAAGAAAGAAAAGCGAUACCCCUUCGACUCGCACCAAGACGACAUCGUAGUCAACACCACUGAACUCGAUACCGCUCCCGGCUUCAGGAGAGGUAUAGUGGACUACCGGCAUAAACUCACGCUGAAGAAGACGUAUGCGCAUAUCACGACGGACUAUGCGGAGGAUAUGAAGAUGACUAUUCCGAAGGAUGCGGUUACGCCGCUUGGGUCUGAGACAUUUGGGGAUGGGGAUGGGGAUGGGGAUGACGAUGAAGAUGGAGACGAGGAUGAGAUGACCAGCGCCAACGCCAACAACCCCAAGUCCAAGCGCGACGAACGUACCUACGUGCCCGAAGUCAGCGACACGAUCAUCGACUACACCAAGCUGCCCAGACCGCGAUGCAACCGCCCUAACUACGUGGAAUAUAUCUACCGCGCUACAACCACCAACCCCGCUGUCUUCCUCGCUAUCCUGCGUGUCGCAGAGAGGAAUCUGCCGUUUAUAAAUUUCGACUCGGCGAUUACGCAUUUACCCAAUUUACUGGCGAAUGCGAGGCUUCCUGGUAUACCGGCCCUCUUAGCUCUGUCGCUCGAUCCAACCAAACCCUCCAAACCCUCCGCACCGUCCGAAUCCCAAAACCAGCCGGGGAAAAAGAAAGCCAACCAGCCCGCUUUCACCGAAGACACACCCCACGAGAAGAAAGAGGCAGAUAUACCGAUGACAAUCCUCUUCCUACCGAACCUAUACGAAGACGGGCGCCACGCGCUCGGGUACUACGCCCUCGCUCCUGAAGCAGACCCAGACACUAAACAACUUAACCCCGAAGACGUUGUGCAAAUCCUCUUUACGCCGUGCGGCAUAGCCGAUUUGGUGGAAGCGAGAUUACUGGAGUGGACGCCUAUUGAUCCUGAUCUUAAAGCACGGGCUGAUGAGAAGAAGGGUAAGAAGGGUGAGGAGAUGAAAGGGGGGGAUGGCGAGGGGGCUGGGGAUGGGAAGGAGGGGGAUACUGGCCAUGUUGGAGACGAAGAAGAAGAGUUGACUGUUGAGUACAUAGAGCAUGUGGCUGCGAGGGGAGGAGAGUGGUUAGAGAGGGAUGUAGUGGGGGAUUGGGAGGAGUGGUGUAGGAGUUUUAGGGUUGCGAGGAGGGUUUGGGAGAAGGUGCUUAAGGGGGUUGUGGAAGUUAGGGAGGUGGAGGAUGUGAAGGAGGAGGUUGUGGAAUGA
This is a messenger RNA of Alternaria arbusti, 1302 nucleotides long. RefSeq lists its product as uncharacterized. NCBI's taxonomy places the organism in Eukaryota, Fungi, Ascomycota, Dothideomycetes, Pleosporales, Pleosporaceae. The coding region runs from base 1 to 1302 and encodes 433 amino acids. The transcript has a single exon. The record is from RefSeq and is a predicted model, not a curated record.